Messenger RNA from Danaus chrysippus (African queen), 537 nucleotides. The record is from the annotation of a GenBank genome assembly. NCBI's taxonomy places the organism in Eukaryota, Metazoa, Arthropoda, Insecta, Lepidoptera, Nymphalidae.
AUGAGAAUCAGUCCCCCCGCUCCCCCCCCUCCCCCCGCUCCUCAUACUUAUAUACAUUAUGUUAAAGUUAUGCACAGUCUCGUGUCAUCGGACGGACAUUCAUAUCAGACGGAUGUUUGUCUCCGUGUUAUGUAUCGAAAUGAGUCGGAGACGGAGCUGACCAUGGACAAGGAAAUAGAUAGUGAGGAGACGAGGGGGGAGGGGAGACUUGUUGGACGAGGAGGAUGUGGCUGGAGGAGAACGAGGAGUGACUGGACCACGGAGAUGAGGACACACGAGUGGCGGAGAGAUGACGGACGGGUGUGUGAUGAACACACGGAGAGAGGAAGGAGGAGGGAGGAGAAGAUAGGAAGCGACCGAGGACAGAGGUCCGGCGGUACAGUGACUAGUGAGGCAGGCUGGGGACGGGCGGGCUGUGUGUACUGGGUACAGCGAGCUAUGUGUGAUAAAAGUUUAAAGAAAGUACUCUCGGCCUCUCAGACUCCCCGACCUGAAGCCGGGAGAACACAGCGUCCCGAGCUGUACAACUAUUUAUAA